Symbiodinium sp. CCMP2592 is the source of this 756-nucleotide messenger RNA. The record is from the annotation of a GenBank genome assembly. NCBI's taxonomy places the organism in Eukaryota, Dinophyceae, Suessiales, Symbiodiniaceae.
AUGCGUGCCGAGUUUGAGGUCCUGGCGAAGGCCUACCCGACGUGGGUGUUCUUGCGCGCGGACGUCAACCAACUUCCUGGAGUUGCCCGGCGCUGGGCAGCCACGCGCGUGCCGUGCUACAUCUUCUUCUGGAAAGGUGUGGAGCUCAAGCACGCUGCGAUUUACUUUGACACCUUUGCAGCCAUGGGCGCACCACCUCCAGCCAACGCAUUGUUGGGAGCGUAUACCGGAGUGGGAGCGAUCUUGUCCUUCUUCGGACGCACGCCGGGUCAACUGCCAGAAGAUGUUCUUGCUGAGAUGUGGUCAAUAUUUCUGGUGCUCGGCCUGUGGUCGGCCACAUACUCCGUCUAUGACGUCAUGGGCGUCGGUGUUGCCAAGCAGAAACACGACAUGCACAAGAUGUCCAUGAAAGACCGCCCCACUACGGAUCCAGAGGAGGUGAAGCUGGCAGACCGGGCUCAGAUGAACCAGGUUGAACAGGUGACGCCAUUCUUUGCUGGUGCGCUGAUGUUCGGCUUCCUCGUGAAUGGCAAAGUUGGGGGCAUUCUAUCCCUGAUCUACUUCACGUUGCGCAGGCUCUACUGCAGCACCUACCGAGCUUCAGUUGGGAAGUCAUUGGAGGGGGCUGGCCUCAUCAAGUACACGGUUCGUGGUGUCGGGGAAGCCUUCCCUUCGUGUCCGCUGAGCUGUGCAGAUUUGGCCUUUGAAUGUUUUGUGUACUUCUGCAUUCUGGUCUCCCACAGCAUUGCACACUGA